UCCAUCGUGUCAUGGCCAAAAACCCAAGAGCCAUCAAAAAUGACGGGCUUAGCUGAGGUUUUCCCAAGUCGCAUAAUGCAAACAUAUAGACCAGAUCAGCUUGGCACCUUCAGGAGGUGUGGCUGUUUGGGUUGCAGCGAGCUCAGGGAAAAAAAAACGUAACUGGGAAUUUCAGCACAGCCCUGGGUUUGCUGCACUGAUUCCCAUCACAUCCCCUCCUCCACACACCCCCCCUAAAGCCAACAUGUGCAAAUGUCUGCCCGUGCUCUGAGCUGCACCUCUCCUGCGUCUCUUCUUGCAGCUGUUCCUCGAGAAAUACGGCUACUUCGGCGAGCUGGGGGCCGGCACUCACAGCCGCGCCGAGUUCACGGAGGCAGUGAGGGACUUCCAGUGGGUGACCCACCUCCCGCUCAGCGGGGUCCUGGACUCCCCCACGCUCCGUCAGAUGGCUUUGCCGCGGUGCGGCACAGGCGACGGGGCACGCCGGGCAUCUGCCGGCCGGCGCCGCAGGCGCACCACGCCGCAGGGUGGGAGGUGGUACAAGCGGCACUUGACCUACCGGGUGGUGAACUGGCCCUCCUACCUGCCGCAGCACGAGGUGCGCCUGGCCGUGAAAGCCGCCUUCGAGCUCUGGAGCAACGUGUCCUCCCUGGUGUUCUGGGAGGCGCGGGACGGCCUGGCCGACAUCCGCCUGACCUUCUUCCAUGGGGACCACAACGACGGACUCAACAACGCCUUCGAUGGGCCAGGUGCUGGUCGCUUCCCCCUCGAGGUGCCCUGGCUCACGCCUUCUUCCCCCGGCGUGGAGAAGCCCACUUCGACAGCGCCGAGCGCUGGUCCCUGCACAGCGGCAAAGGGCGCAACCUCUUCGUGGUGGUGGCACACGAGGUGGGCCACACGCUGGGGCUGGAGCACUCCCCGGUCAAGAGCGCCCUGAUGUCUCCCUACUACAAGAAGCUCAGCAAGGAUUUUGUCCUCAGCUGGGAUGACAUCUUGGCUGUCCAGAACUUAUACGGGAAGCCCUCCAAGGGCUCGGCCGUCCAGCUCCCGGGAAAGGUCUUCACUCACUUCCAGGACUGGAACACGGACUUUUAUGGCAGGGACCAGCAGCAGAGGAGCCUCAGCGCCUAUUACUGCCACUCCUUCUUCGACGCCAUAACUGCUGAUGCGGAUCACAACCUCUACAUCUUCAAGGGCAGCCACUACUGGGUGGUGCCAGCCAGUGGCAAUGCCAGCGACCCCCAGUCCCUGCAGACGCGCUGGCCUGGCCUCCCUGCCGGCAUCGAUGCCUGUGCCUGGUCCCAGCUCAGUGGCAAAUUUUACUUCUUCAAAGGGGGCCGAUGCUGGCGCUACACGGGCUCCACCUCGGAGGCAGGUUUCCCCCAGAAAUGCAGCGCCCGCGGCCUCCCGCGGCACCCCGACACCGCACUCUACUUCCAGCAGCUCCGGCGCCUGGUCCUCUUCAAAGGACCCAAGUACUUCGUGGUGAGCGAGGAGACCCUCGGCGUGGAGCCCUACUACCCCCGCAGCCUGCGGGACUGGGAGGGCUUGCCCCCCGGCACGGCGGGCGCCCUCACCCACCGCGACGGCUUCGUCUACUUCUUUCGGGAUGACCAGUACUGGCAAUUCGACCAGGCCAAGCUGCAAGUGGUGGCCACUGGCAAAUGGGCCACCCAGCUACCCUGGAUGGGCUGCUGGGAUGCAAAUGGUGGGCAGGUCCUCUUCUGAGCAGAGAGUCUUGAGACAAAAUGGGGCGGGGGGGGGGGGGGGGCUGAACCCCACCUUGCUCGCCUUUGCCCAGAUCCUUGUUUAUUUGACUCUGGAUUCCUGUCUGGGGAGGGUUUGGCAGGGACGGGCGGGUCGGGGCUGCCCACGGCUGGCUGGAUCCGUGGGUCGGUGGAGCGAUGCCCCGGCGCAGCAGGGAUGCAGCCGGGAUGGGGCAGCCGGCAGCCGGGGAGGUUCUGCCACAGCCAGGUGGGCUGGAAGCUUCAGGAGACAACAUUUUUUUAAAAAGACCACAAAAAAAGUUAUAAGCCAUAGAGACUGCAAACACAACCGUUUCUGUUAAUGUUUAGAAUAUUGUUACAAAUUUUUUUUUUUCAAACCGGGACUGGGGAUUGUUGAUACUUCAGCUGUCAUUUCCCCACGAUCAGGCAGAAAAGCGCCUCGCCGUUGCUUGGGUUGGGGCUUGGGUGGUUUUAAGUAAGGGACUGAGAAUGUUUCCUCGUUAGACAAAAAGAAAAAGAGACAUUUGGACAAAAA
Messenger RNA from Tyto alba (common barn owl), 2262 nucleotides. RefSeq names its product matrix metallopeptidase 28 (gene MMP28). The coding region runs from base 253 to 1728 and encodes 491 amino acids. The transcript has 7 exons. NCBI's taxonomy places the organism in Eukaryota, Metazoa, Chordata, Aves, Strigiformes, Tytonidae. Gene Ontology annotation, molecular function: zinc ion binding; metalloendopeptidase activity. Gene Ontology annotation, cellular component: extracellular matrix. The record is from RefSeq and is a predicted model, not a curated record. Gene Ontology annotation, biological process: proteolysis; collagen catabolic process; extracellular matrix organization.